Siniperca chuatsi (mandarin fish) is the source of this 4639-nucleotide messenger RNA. Its product is annotated as alpha-2 adrenergic receptor. Gene Ontology annotation, biological process: regulation of smooth muscle contraction; regulation of vasoconstriction; adenylate cyclase-activating adrenergic receptor signaling pathway. The transcript has a single exon. NCBI's taxonomy places the organism in Eukaryota, Metazoa, Chordata, Actinopteri, Centrarchiformes, Sinipercidae. Gene Ontology annotation, cellular component: membrane. The record is from RefSeq and is a predicted model, not a curated record. Bases 1056 to 2342 code for a protein of 428 amino acids. Gene Ontology annotation, molecular function: alpha2-adrenergic receptor activity.
UGCAUGAGCGAUGAAAAGAGCUUAAAAAUGUGGGUGUGUGGAGGUGUGUAAGAAGAGGUGAAACGCAGCUGAAUGUUGAAAAUCCAAUCCAUCUUCCAUACCUGAUUUACACAGCGGUGUGUCUAAAUGAGCAGCCUGCCUCUCGGCUGAUGAGCUCAACUCCAAAAUCCCAACAAGCCUCACAUCUUCAUCUUCCCUCAACUCACCCUCCCCCCUCACUCCCUCUUCGUCAACACUGCUGCAACAUAAACACACAACUCCAAAAAUUGAAAUCCUGCACGAGCCUGGGAUGUUUUUGUUCACACAUUUCUGCAUUUUACCUCAAACAGCCUGACAACCUCUUUGCUUUAUGGUUACAGAUGAUCUUGAGCAGCUUACAGUGUAAAAGACUUUAUUGUGAGUGCAGCAAUACUGACCUCCAGUGCGUUGAGGUUUAGUAAAAAGAGAGAAAAUCAGCCAAGACACAUGUAGCACUGACUGCACAUUCAUUUUCAGGCUUCUCCCUCAUAUUGAGUCAUACAAUUUGGAAAUGUUUUGCCUCAGUUUAAUUGUAACAAAAUAAUAAUUUGGAAAAUUUGAGAAUUUGGGCUAGUCUUGACAGUAGACAGUCUUGUCUCCAGCCAUAUCAUAUUCUCUCAAUAUGAAAAUAAUGCUCUGUGCCGGGGGGCGGGGCAGCAGUGGGUGAGAUUUGUGAGAACAACACAUGGGGCAUCAUUAGAAACCAGAGCGCACCAUGCUGAAGGAGGGAGAGCUGCGGCUGGACGGCACUUAAACAGAGACGCAUGACAAGACUAUAACAGGAUGCACGAGAAUUAUUUAUUUUUUUUAUUUAAGCAAGUUGUCUUGAGAUGCGCAUGAUCAACAGGCUGCAAAUAACCUCCAAAGACUCCAUUAAGUGGGACUCUUUUCACGCGCGCUUAUCCAUGUCGUCAGAUUUGUCACUUGGCCGCGGAGCUGCGCGUUUUUGAUGGACUCUUCAGUCAUCAGAGGGCUGAAUGUGAAUUCAUGCCAAGAUUCAACCGGUCCAGGAUAUAUAUAAAGCGCACACAGUCGGGAUGGAUUCUUUUAACGCCAGCGGAAUGGACGCGUUCACGGUGAUCCAUCUGAAUUCCUCCUGGAGUCUGGACAGUGGAUAUUCUUUAGCAGCGAUAGCCGGCAUUGCUGCUCUUGUAAGUUUUCUCAUUCUCUUUACCGUUGUUGGGAAUAUUCUGGUGGUUAUUGCGGUGUUGACGAGCAGAGCGCUUAAAGCCCCACAGAACCUUUUUCUGGUGUCUCUCGCCACCGCGGACAUCCUAGUCGCCACUUUGGUGAUGCCGUUUUCUCUGGCGAAUGAACUUAUGGGCUACUGGUAUUUUGGAAAAGUUUGGUGCGGUAUUUAUCUGGCUUUGGAUGUUUUGUUCUGCACUUCGUCUAUUGUUCACCUGUGCGCAAUAAGCCUGGACCGGUACUGGUCCGUUACGCAGGCUGUAGAGUACAACCUGAAGCGGACUCCCAAACGCGUCAAGUGCAUCAUCUUAAUUGUGUGGCUUAUAUCUGCUUUCAUCUCAUCUCCACCUCUCAUAUCUAUAGACAGCAACAAUGAUAUCAGCUCUCAGCCUCAGUGCGAGCUGAAUGAUGACACUUGGUACAUCCUCUCCUCCAGCAUCGCGUCCUUCUUCGCUCCCUGCUUAAUCAUGAUCCUGGUGUAUAUCAGAAUAUACCAGGUGGCCAAAACCAGAACCAGAAGCAUGUCGGGGAAAACCCCCAGGCCAGAUGGUGUUACACAAACUGAGAAUGGACUGAGCAAAGCCACCUCUCCUUUCCAUGGUGAGAAAGAGAACGGUCACUGUCAGUGCCCGCAUACGCCCAGCCAACGCACCGUCACCAUUGGGCAACAGACUGAGGAUGCUGACAUGGAGGAGAGCUCCUCCUCAGAGGGCAAAGGUCACAAACCCCAGAAAGCCAAGAGGGCCAGCCAAAAGAAAAGCUCCCUCUCCAAACAAUCCACUCGCAUCUCCAGAGUCAGUAACAAAUCCAUGGACCUCUUCGCCUCCAGGAGGAAACGUCGCCGGAGCUCCUUAGCCAGGAAAAAGGUCUCUCAAGCCAGGGAAAAGAGGUUUACAUUCGUCCUGGCUGUGGUCAUGGGGGUGUUUGUUGUGUGCUGGUUCCCCUUUUUCUUUAGCUACAGCCUGUACGGCGUGUGCAGGGACUCCUGUAGAAUCCCCGACCCGCUCUUUAAAUUUUUCUUCUGGAUUGGCUACUGUAACAGCUCCCUCAACCCUGCCAUCUACACCAUCUUCAACCGGGACUUCAGACGCGCCUUCCAGAAGAUCCUCUGCAAGUCAUGGAAAAAGUCUUUUUAGAUCUGAAGCAGAACUGCUGCACCAUCGUGACAAUCUUAAAAGGAAAUAUCAAACUGAAUAAAAAAAAAAAAAGAAGAAGCCUGUUUUGUCACAGUUACGUCUCCUUGUUCUGUUGUAAUUCAGUCAUGACAGUGCACCCCCUUAACCACCUACUGGGUGUCUCUACAAGCUUCAACAUACAAUGUGUUUCCAUUCCAGGCUUUCUCAAUCUGAUUAGUGAGUUCCACCGUUCUUUUAUUCCUACUGAAGUGUGCUGUAAAGCUUUAUAUUGUAUCAUCAUUGACUAAGCUCUUGGCACACACAUGGCUGGAUUUAUCUGCUAGGGGGCCCCAGGGCAAAAAUUAGCUCCUGCCCCCCCCCUCCCCCAUUAACACCCUUUUGUUCCCACCACUCUGCAAUGUGUCUAUGCUUUUUGUGCUAGAAUACUACUGGGCCACAGAUUUGCUGUGUGGUUAUUUGAAUAAACAUAUUAAUUUAGGAAUAUGCAACAUACAUAAGCACAAAACUGAGAUAAUGAAGGAUUUAAAACUUGAUUUUGAAACAGGGAUCCUUUUCAAGACAGAGCCUUAAUCCAAUACCAUGACAAAUACCAUGAUAUAGAGCGAACAACGGCACUGCAAGUAAUAGAACUAAGGUUGUGGGUUAGCUUAGCUAGGAUGUGGGUUAGCAAACUGUCCCUACAGUUGCUGCUAUGAAGCUAAUUGGAGCAAGCGGUAGGUUAGUUUAGCAUAGAAUACAGACUGGAAACAGCUAGCCUGACUCUCUGCUAAGGUAACAAAAUCUGCCUCAUAGCACCUCUAAAGCUCACUAGUUAACACUUUAUAUCGCAUUUGUUUAAUACAUACAAAGCAUAAAAACAACAAUUCACGGGGCACCCAUGUAGCUCACCUACUAGAGUGUGUACCAUUAAGGCUGAGUCCUGAGUUGGGUGCCGGUAGGCAGAUUUUGUUACCUUUCAAACAGAACCAUGCUAACUGUUUCCUCACUCACAGUCUUUAUGCUAAGCUAAGCUAACCGACUGCUGCCUACAUAGUUACCGUACAGACAUGAGUGGUAUCGAUAUUCUCAGCAAGAAAGCGAAUAAGUGUAUUUCCCAAAAUGUCAAACUAUUCCUUUAAAGGGAAACUUCUGGAUUUUGUGUCUAAGUGACUAAUUGGGUCAACAACUUCUCAAACUGGUCCAGUAUUGAGCGAGAGCGCUGCAGCGAAACCGGCUGUAAUUUAUUCAUCCGGGGCAAUUGCGCACAGUCAAGUUACGUCCACUAAAAGUGCUUGUUUUUGCCACAAAACAUGGGAAAUUAGGGUCCAGGUUGAAAAGUUACCCUUUAAGAUGAGCUGAUAAAGCAGAACCCAUCUUAAGGCCCUCAUCAUAUCAGUGUUAUGCUUACAUUCUGCAUAUUUGUGUAAAUGUUUUAAUUCAGUUAGCACAAACCAUUUCACAGACACUAAGCCUUGGGCCCCUUCGGCACCUGGAGUUCUGGGGUCUCGGGGGCAUCUGUCCACCCAGGUUGAUGAUCCUGCAUACACACUUAAAACAGUGGUUUCCUGCCUUUUUUGCUUGUUUAAUAUGUCUACAAGUUAGUAGCAGUUUAACUGAAGUGACUUUCCCUUCUCAAAUCAUGCAAUUUAAAUAAUUUUUAGAAUCCUGAAGGGCUAAAACUAUCUAGUAUUUUACAAGAAAAAGUGAAUCAUUUGAGAGAAAAUAUAAACCCCUAGGAAACUGCUGACUUUGUGGAUAAACUUUAACCAUGUAUUUAAAAAUUCUUUAUUACUUUUUGUCUGCUUGCCAUGAUGUUGUUGUCAGCUUUUUUGAGUGUGUCUGCUAUAAACGUAAAAGACUCUAAAACAGUAGGAGUGAAGGAAUUUGGCUGUGUUCUUCAAGCAUCUGGAUGCUUUGAGCGUAUUCAUGCCACCAAAGUGUCAUCAUGGUAAUUCAUAACACAGCUGACAAAUGGCAAAGCACAAUAGCAGACUAAAUCACUACAGAGUCUGUGUUCUGAUCUCUGACUGGACCUUAAAGAUUUGAGACUGAGAAGGGCUGAUGCUCCAGACUAUAAGCUAAAUUAUUUUUAUGAUGUGCAAAAGAGGUCAUUGUUUUCACAGUGGCCAUAAACUGCUGAUAAUUAAGAAACAAAUGCAUUUAUUUUGCAUUUAUUUUUCAAGAAACUACCUCUCUGUUUUGUUUGUUUGUUUUUGUUGCUGUUUUUGGAUUUAUAUUUUGCAAAGUGCAGAACACAUCUUUCCUCUGCUUAAGCUGUCUGCUGUUGUGCAAAAAUAAAAGAUGAAGUCUUAUGUGAA